AUGGAAAAUAUCUCCGAAUCGGCGAACCCGAAACCUCAAGGAACUCUCAUUCACGACGGAAAAUACAUACAGUACAACGUCUUAGGCAACGUUUUUGAAGUCUACUCCAAGUACAUUCCUCCUCUUCAACCCGUCGGUCGCGGCGCAUACGGCAUCGUUUGCUGUGCAACGAACUCGGAAACGGAAGAAGGUGUUGCGAUUAAGAAGAUUAGCGAUGCGUUUGAUAAUAGGAUUGAUGCGAAGAGAACGCUUAGGGAAAUUAAACUUCUCUGUCACAUGGAUCAUGAUAAUGUGAUUAAGAUUAAAGAUAUAAUUAAUCCAGCUGAGAAGGAAAAAUUUAAUGAUGUGUAUAUUGUGUAUGAGUUGAUGGAUACUGAUCUGCAUCAGAUUAUACAAUCUAAUCAGGCUCUUACUGAUGAGCACUGUCAGUAUUUUCUAUAUCAACUCUUGAGAGGAUUGAAGUACAUACACUCUGCAAAUGUUUUGCACCGAGAUCUAAAGCCAAGCAAUUUACUUCUCAAUGCAAACUGUGAUCUCAAAAUAUGCGACUUUGGGCUUGCCAGAACAACCUCUGAGACAGACUUCAUGACAGAAUAUGUUGUGACUCGUUGGUACAGAGCCCCUGAAUUACUACUGAACUGUUCAGAAUAUACUGCUGCUAUUGAUGUAUGGUCAGUUGGUUGCAUUUUGAUGGAAAUAAUUAGAAGGGAGCCUCUAUUUCCUGGUAAAGAUUAUGUUCAGCAAUUGGCGCUCAUAACUGAGUUGUUAGGUUCACCAAAUGAAGAAGAUCUUGGAUUCCUCAGAAGUGAUAAUGCAAAGAAAUAUGUUAAGCAGCUCCCGCAUGUAGAAAAGCAGCCCUUUGCACAAAGGUUUCCUGAUCUGUCCCCACUGGCAAUUGAUCUUGCUGAGAAGAUGUUGGUUUUCGAUCCAUCUAAACGCAUAACUGUUGAGGAAGCACUGAAUCACCCAUAUAUGUCAAGUCUUCAUGAGAUCAACGAGGAGCCUGUUUGUCCAUCCCCUUUCGUCUUUGAUUUUGAACAGACAACUCUGGAUGAAGAAGACAUAAAGGAGCUCAUAUGGAGGGAAUCUCUAAACUUCAGCCAGGAGCAGAUACAGGAAUAG
This is a messenger RNA of Lathyrus sativus (Indian pea), 1122 nucleotides long. The record is from the annotation of a GenBank genome assembly. Lineage: Eukaryota; Viridiplantae; Streptophyta; Magnoliopsida; Fabales; Fabaceae.